GGACGAUUCGGAUCAUAUGGAUUCGAUAUCUUAGUGUUUAUUCUAUAUCUAGUGGUGUUGGUAUUGAUCAUAUCAGUCCCGAUCUCUUCCGCUUCAACGUUGAAGAAAUCACAACCUCCACUUCGCUCCGUCUCGACUCCACCUUUCACUCUGAUCUGCUCUCGCGAACGACAAUUUGACAAUACCGGCAUACAUAUGGCUUAGUUUGUCGCUAAAUACGAGGCGUCUGACGGUCCUAGCGGAAACGGGCGAUUGCAUGCGCGGGGUAUCGACUAGUCGUUGGGGUUUUGCGACACACGGUUGCGAUAUUACGAAUCAAAUCUUGCGUCCCACCUUGACUUCGACGGAAUCAUACAAAGCUCUUCGCUAAAAUGCCUCUCGAUGAAGAAGGUGCCAAGUGGUCUUGUGAACCAUGCAUUCGAGGUCACCGAUCGUCAAAAUGCCAGCACUUUGACAGACUCAUGAUGAAGGUCCCUAAAGCCGGGCGUCCUCUUGCAAAAUGUCCCCACCCGAAAGGAACUUGCAGUUGCCAGAAGACAUAUGCCGUGAUGGUCCGCAUUCCGAAAGGCUCAUCAUGCUUAUGUCGUCCACUCUAUAAAGUUCCCAUGGAUGCCAAUGAACCAACUCAGUCUCCCCCAUCCUCCAUGGUUUCCACAUCAUCACCAGCUCCGGGCAAGGUCCAAAAGUCUGGAAGAAGACAAAGUACUAUGCAAGCAGCACCUGAAAACAUAGCUCGGGCAUUAGAAAAUAUGCCAGACAAGGUAAAGCUCGAGGAUGGAACGUCGAACUUGCCUUCGGACUUCUCUUCACAGCUCGGGUUAGAUGGUUCACGCAUCUCUCCCCCUGCGUCUACACAAAACCAAAAGACUCCAUCGUCAACAGAAACUACCAGGCAAGGCUCACAGUCUCCUCAAGUAUCAAGCUGCUGCUCUCAAAACCAAAAGCCGAAGGCACCCACUCCGACCCCAGCUCCUGCUGCGGUUGCUUCUCCGGCUCAGAAUGGUGGAUCUUGCUGCGGAGUGUCUCGCCCUCCAACGACAAAUCAAGCUGUGUACCCAGAGGCCGACCAGCAGCAAUUCCAACAACCUAUUGCUUGGGAUGAUCAGAGUUACAUGCAAUUCCCCAUGCCCCAAAUGUCCUCAUGGCAGAAUUCCUCGAUUCCCACGCAUGGAGACUACAUGCAUUCCGCCAUGCAUCAACCACAUCCCCAACACCCAAGCCUCCAUAAUGGGUACAUGGGAAUGAUGCUCCCUCACUCUCAGCCCCAAAUGCCCCAAAUAGGGGUGUCACUCGGUGUGACUUCGCCGCCGUCCAUGGCAUACUCCAACCCGAUGAAUGGUCUUGGAAUCACGCAGCCCUCUAUGGGUCCGUACAUGCCCAGCAACCUUGAGCCUUCCUACAAUGCCCCACCAGGUGGCGACUCUUGUAACGACUGUAGCUGUGGAGAAGAUUGCCAGUGUCUUGGCUGCGCUGCUCACCCAUUCAAUACCACAACACGGAAACAUGUCCAAGAGAUGGGUGCCAUGAUCAGCUCCAAUGGCGAUGACAAGAAUCCGGAAGUCAUCAACCCUUACCAAGCCUCACCCUACCAGGGAGGCACACCUUCGACCCCAUUCCCUUACCUCAUGCAAAGCACUCCUUCAAUGGACCAUGGCUUCCAGCCGAUUCCAUUUGAUAGCUACUCGGAUCCAAAUUCCACCCUACCCAGCGGUUACUCCUCUCCUCUGUCGGCAAAUCACCACCUGAACCAGCAGUUGAUGCAUCCUUCGGAGUAUUACACCCUGGAAUACCCAGUCGGGCUACCAAGCGCCUGUUCUGACAUGACGGGUAGCUGCCAAUGCGGUAGUGACUGCAGCUGUGUCGGCUGUCUCACACACAGCGGCCACAACGGUCUUUCUUUGGACGUCCCAAUCCCCGACCAUCCCAUUGCCAACACAGCGGAUAAGCCAACCCAAGCUUCGCGCCAUGUUCCCCAUACAAAUUCCGCUACGUCUCAAACUUCGCGGAUCCCAGUACUAGACAAUGUGUCUGUCCCCUGCCUGAGUCCCCGCACACUGGAGACUUCCAUGAUCUAGAUGAUCCACGGCUUGAUGAUUUCUUACCAUUUUCUUUCUCCCCUCAAUUUUUUCCCCGCGCCGUUUUUGAUUUUGCAUGAUUUAUGAUCUCCUAUGAUACCCUAUCUAGAAUCUCUGCUCUAGACGGCCACAGUAAUAGAUUGCCUGUUUGAAUGCAAUUGUUCCC
This is a messenger RNA of Penicillium samsonianum, 2241 nucleotides long. Its product is annotated as copper fist DNA-binding domain-containing protein. Gene Ontology annotation, biological process: intracellular copper ion homeostasis; positive regulation of transcription by RNA polymerase II; intracellular iron ion homeostasis. The record is from RefSeq and is a predicted model, not a curated record. The transcript has 3 exons. Bases 372 to 2075 code for a protein of 567 amino acids. Gene Ontology annotation, molecular function: copper ion binding; RNA polymerase II cis-regulatory region sequence-specific DNA binding; DNA-binding transcription factor activity, RNA polymerase II-specific. Lineage: Eukaryota; Fungi; Ascomycota; Eurotiomycetes; Eurotiales; Aspergillaceae. Gene Ontology annotation, cellular component: nucleus.